Messenger RNA from Cajanus cajan (pigeon pea), 696 nucleotides. Lineage: Eukaryota; Viridiplantae; Streptophyta; Magnoliopsida; Fabales; Fabaceae. The record is from RefSeq and is a predicted model, not a curated record.
AUGCUGGCUUAUGGGACACCUGUUGACUUUGUGGACGAGUAUAUUAGAAUUGGUGAAACUAGUGUAGUGGAAUGCUUACAAAGAUUCAUGAAAGGAAUUUGUGAAAAAUUUAGGGGUGAGUAUCUGAGACGCCCUAAUAACGAAGACAUUCAACUACUACUAUGGGUGGGAGAGGCACGUAGGUUUCCUGGAAUGCUAGGUUCAAUUGACUGUUCAAAUAAUGAUAUUACUGUCUUAAAUGCAUCUAAUGUAUUUAACGAAGUUCUUUUAGGAACUGCUCUGACAGUGCAAUACACCGUGAAUAGAACCCAAUAUAAUAUGGGUUACUAUCUAGCAGAUGGCAUAUAUCCAGACUUUGCUACAUUUGUCAAGACCAUCUCCAUGCCACAGGGGAAAAAAAGGAAAUUAUUUGCCGAACGACAAGAAUCAACGAGAAAGGAUGUAGAACGUGCAUUUGGAGUGCUUCAAUCUCGAUUCGCAAUCAUACGAGCUGGUCAAGCUGAGCAGUUGAUGAGGGAUGGAGUUGAGUGCUUCAUGUUGUUUGCUACUGUGAGUAUUGAGACGGAGAGGGCCAUCACUGGGAUUGAGAUUGUCAGUGAGUUUCUUGAGGUGUUCCCAGAUGAUGUGUCGGGAUUGCCUCCUAUUGUGAUAUUGAGUUUAGCAUUGAUCUGCUACCCGACGCAAGAUCGAUAUUAG